Spirometra erinaceieuropaei is the source of this 33442-nucleotide messenger RNA. The record is from the annotation of a GenBank genome assembly. NCBI's taxonomy places the organism in Eukaryota, Metazoa, Platyhelminthes, Cestoda, Diphyllobothriidea, Diphyllobothriidae.
AUGACUCCCGCCCUUUUCUCCUCCCAGGUUGGAGUGGCUCUGGGCUUCGGUAUUCCGCCUCUCGUUGUACCGUCCAUCGAAUCCUAUGCUACAAGUAACACCACCCAGCAGGCGGAGGGCAUGUUUGCAGACUUUAAACGCGGCUUCCAGUACCUCCUCUAUGGUGGAGCAAUCAUCAUCACGGUCGAUCUCCUGCUCAUCCUCAUAUGUAAGUUCACAUCACAAAACAGCAGAAUUUGCCCUUCCUUUCGACGCAGGAACCUGUAUUGCGUGUGAGGCGGAUUAAGUACAAGUACAUGCACAACCUCGGAGAUAGGAUAGACCCGAGGAUGUUGAUAACGUCUAUCAGUUCUGCCUAACUUAGGAGGCCUUUAUUCCUUCAAAAAUCAAAAUGUGUCUUGCGCCUGAGUUAUUUUAUAGAAAGUGGACUUGCACGGCAUCUACCACGCUCUCUCCUCCUCCUCCUCCUCCUCCUCCUCCUCCUCUUCCUCUCAUCUGGGCCUGGUGUUAAGACACAGUCAAGAAGACCGGAGAUGGGAGAGGGCGAAGGUGACUGGCACAGACGCACCUGCACCUAGGCGUACUACCGCACUCCUUAGUCCACAACAAACGCUGGACCAACAACAUCAGCACCACAGCGGGUCAGAAAGACGACAAGGAGGACAGGGCAGCCAUGCCCACGACCUUUUUAUUCAACGGGAGCGUAAGCACAUCCAGCGGCAGGGCACAAAGUGUCAAAGAACUGUAAACAAAUAUCAGACUGCGAGGGUCUUGUCUUGUUGAUCCUGGCAUGGCAUAGGCUUACAGUUCAAGUAUUCGAGGCAAGAUACACCGCGUGCGCUGUUGAUGCUAUCAAGGAAAUUGAUGGCGAUGUCAGCUUCGCCUAGUUUGAGACACCUUUAAUUCGACAGAUUAAAACACGCCUUAAUCAAUACCUGCAUAUGUAUGCUGUCAUUGUCGGUUUUAAAGUGAGUAUCCACUUAUCAAAAAGUCUGCCGCCUCGACCGGAUGCAACGCCGUGACAGGCUUUUACGCAAACAGUGCUCCGACCUCCUAAGCUAUGAGAUCUUGACCGAAUUUUUCACCGAAUCUACCACAACGUAAGGAAUUCGCCAAUUCAUGCAUUACACUGACAACCAAGGGGCGUUUUUUGAGCAAAUAAUCUAAAUUACACUAGGUAACUGCACUGCAAAUCGACUUACGAGGUGUUUUGAUAAGUAUUAAGGAUUCUGUGCGAAUUCCAGGCGGACUUUGGGGGAAACCUGCUUGGUCAGAAGGCCGGCUCUAGAUAAAUUUAUUGGUUAAAUACAAUGCUAUUGGUUGGGCGGAUACCUUGAUCUAAUUGUCAAAUCGUACGACCCUCGGCCGGGUCUGGUAGCCCAAGAGUUUAAAAGGUGUAUUCGGUUAAAUUUUUCAAUUCAUCCAGAAAUUCUUAACCUCUGUCUCAUUUUUACGUGUAUGUAAUAUUAACGUAGCGGUUUGUUCGUUUGUUUUGCCUCCACGUAGGUCUGUAACCCGGUAGCAGAUGUCUUGGUUAUCGAUUUCUUGCAAUCUGGCACGUCAGAAACUGAAGGACAGGAUUGCACUUAAUGAGUCAAUAACCUAACAGGGGAUGUCUGGCUUUAAGUCUGUAUGCCCAGAGAGUCGGAGUUCAAAAAGCCGGUCUUCGAUGGCUGGUGUAGGGUUGGUAAGCCCGAAACGGACGUUACGACCCUCCUCCUGCGUUGACGUAACUUCAGACAAUUUUACCGUUGUGCAAAUUUCGGCGGAUUGGAUGCCGAUAUAAAUUCCCCCCUUACUGCCGGCGGCCUUACACCGAAGCGCAGAAGGUGCGCCAGCACUAACUCUUCUAACACUCCUCCUAACCUCCAAACCCCGAUUCCGACAUUAACCACAACCCUAGCUCAUGCUGUUCGACGUAUGCUCUCCCGUCGUUACAUUUUCUGUGGCAACUUUUCCGUCUUCAUCAGUCAGGCGUAUCCGAAACCCUGGGUGGAAGUGCCAAAGCCUGUGGCCGUAAACUGGGGGCAGUAAGGAUUAAGUUUAUGCUCGUAGUAGGGGAAAACUAUGGAGAAAUGCCUACAGUAUGUUGUUAAAGAAGAUGUUGUUCUCUGGAGUAUUGGUCAGCCCCUCGUCGGCAGGCCGACAUUCGCCAAGGAGCCGGCACUGCUGAAAUGUCUACAUUGGUCCACUGUUCUGCACAUAUCAUAUACAAUUUCUUAGUAAUAGGAAAGCUCAAUUAAUAAAAAAACUUUGGCUCGGAGAUUGAAUGCAUGGACGUAUGGACGUAUAGAAUGCAGGACGUAUGACUGGCUAACGACGGCUAAUAAUCCAGUCUCACUUCUCUUUGUCAAUAACAACAUAAUGCCUAUAUCAUGCGCCGCUGUGCGCCUGCUGGUUGGACUCGAGAGAGAGCCCUCAAGGCACAACUGAACGAGUGACUUCAGUGAGAACGAAUCGUGAGCGCCCUCUACCAUUGUAUAUUCCCGAUCGAAACCGACAAGGAAACGGGCUCGUUGACGGGCGGUUAGAGACGUGGACUUCUAACUUACAGGUCGCGAGUUCGAACCUCAGGUGUUACACACUUUGGGGUUGGGUAUGCUGGUCUGACGACGACUAAUAAGCCAGAAGUGGCCAUUCCAGUCGCCCUUGUCUUUGUCUGUAGUAACAUACUGCCUAUAGAGUGCAUGCCUCUGGCAUAAUUUGUUUUUCUUUUCUGUUUCCACCGUCCACACAGUCUUCCGAAACCAACCGAAGCACGCGCCCAGUCGAGCCCAAUACGCUCGCCUUUUGCGGAAAAAACAGGCGGCAGGUGCGGAUCAAUUCGCCUCAAAGGGUGACGCGGAGAAGGAACGAAGUGGUGAGUGUGCGUCUUAAAAUCCUCCUACCUCCCGUCAACUAAUACACGGAUAGAUCACGGGCGCAGCGGUGAGGGCUUACCUGCGCAGAUAACAGUUAGACCGUCGUUGCCGACGAUGCCCAUGGCUAGGUGAGAGCAGGCACGUUGGCCUAUGCGUGUGAGGUGGUUUAGAGUUGCAGCAGACUUGCACAGCAUCUACCGCACUCUCUCUUUGCCACUUCCCACCUGGACUCGGUGUCAAGACAGAGUCCAGAAUGCCGAAGGCGGAGGUGGGCGCGGGUGGAUGGCAUGGCCGCACGCGCACCUAGGCGUGACGCCACACUGCCUGGUCACUACGCCAAAUGACCAGGAAUUUAACCACUAACGUCAUCCUCGACGCCAUCGUUAACAACAACAACAAUUACAGCUGCGUAGACAAAGACGACUGCACAGCGAAGGCGCAUCUGCUGACUGGGGACUAGGUGUUAAUGAGCUGUCAGCUGCCACGCGCAUAUAAUAUACGUCUUAAAAGCCUCCAACCUUCCAUCAGCUAUUACACGGAUAGACCACGGUCGCCUCCAAUUGUAGGCACUCGCAGUUGACCUUAAUAGUCGAAAAUUUGCUAUUUGUCUGAAUCCGAGAGACAUAUAUAUAUAUAGGCAGAAUGAUAUUACCGACAAAGACAAGGGAGACUGGAAUGGCUAUUUCUGGCUUAUUAGCCGUCGUCAGCCAGCCAUACCCCCUAACAUUCUAUAUAUCUAUAUAUAUUCGAUAGAAAUAAGCUGUUUGGAAAGAUUAACAAGUUUUAUUGUAAAUUUUCGAUCUUGGUUCCCCAAGUCGUCUUCAGACGUGAAGUAAGUGUAGAUCAGAGGUGGUAUAUAUAUAUAUAUUAACAAAUCCAGGACUUCGCACAAAACAGGCGCAGCCUUUUGCGAGAAGAUAUAGACGUCUAUGGUCUUCCAAGUGCAAUAUUUCGACCGUUGCAGGAUAGGCGGAGGAGGUUAACGGCUAUCCGCGAGGUGAUUGACUAAUGUCUUGCGCGUGAGUUAUGGUGAGGUACACUUGCGAUGCUUUCACCUCACUCUCUUCUCCCAUAUGCACAUUUCUCCGAGAGGAAGAAAACGAGUAAAUAACCCCGGGUAGAUGAGGGCGGGUUGUAUGACAAAGUCAAGCAGCGCAGCUACUCGAGUCACACAGGAUACUCUUCCUACUAUGCUUGUACCAGAUUACAGUAGGAAGUCCGGCACCUUGCUGGUCUGAGAAUGAAGAUGUCCCACCACAUCUUGAUCCUAAGUCCUAAGAAAGAACGAACCAGUUAACAACCUUGUAGGGCGCAACGUUUGGAGCAUUCUAAUAGGUUCGAACGCGUCAGCCUGAGUUGUGUGAGGAUGAACUUUACGGUAUCAGACCUAAUUCAUGCAUCGAUUGAACAUUCGAGCUGGUAUGAAAUUGGGCGCAGAUGUGGCGUACAUGCCUCCAUGUGAGCUGUAUCGCGGUUCGACUAACGCGAGUCAGUCCAGCCUCACUUGCAGGACAGGUCGUUAUGGAAAACUAAAAAAAUUCCUUUGCCCUAAAAUUCUGCACUGCCGACAGAAAGAUUAACGACGUACAUACAUGAGCUUAGUAAAACGGAACUGGCAACUGGCCGUGGCCAGUCUAGACAAGUGGGUAAUUGUAAGUACACCGAGACAAGGUAGGCUGGAAUGGCCAUUUCUGGCUUGUUAGUCGUCAUCGGCCAGCCAUGUCCAACCACGAGGUGUCAGACCCUCGAGGCUCAAACGAGUGAUCCGUUGGUUAGAAGUCCAUCACCCGAUGUCCUGUCGGUUGCGAUCGGUUUUCUACAGUGGUGUUACUCUCCUGAGGCUUCAUUAGUAUCCAUUACAAGAGGGCGGCAUCUUGUUUUAACUGCUAACUUAUGCUUUGCAUGAGUUCAGUUCAGUCUAUGUGUCCGACAGACCUACUACGCCUACUCAGAUAUCGCGCACAAACUAACCUCUACUCAGCUUGAUUCGAAAGGUCACUGUGACAUUUGAAAGGAUGGAGAUAGCGUGACGUCGAUGACUACCAGGGUCACGUAAUUCGUACUGCGCGGGUUCGAAUCCUGCCAAGGCGCCGGGUUUUUCACAGCUGGAUCAAUAUGACUCAUUCAAAAUCUGCCAAAACAUCUGUGAUUAUUAAUUGUGGGUGGUUUCCAGAGUAAGGACACGCUCCGAGUGCGAAUUUGCUUGUUCUGUCAUAUGUGAAUGCCCUUCUGAUCCCCUCCCCUCUGUCUUUCUGUGCCUUCAAGAGAAAGAUCUCUCCAGGUCUUCUUCGCCGGUCUCCUCACUCAGCGUUGGUAGCCUCACCACCACCGCCACUGUCUUCGGUCCAGAGGGCGGUGGCUAUAAGGCCACCUUCUUGAAACUUUUCAAAAACUGCAGUUUCGACCUCUUGAACAUUUGUUACGGUAAGUCAACCCUCUCCCUGUCGUUUACCAGUUCUUGUUUGCCCUUCCCAAUAGGUCCAUACCGAUCUGAAGUGUCAAGAAAAUUUGAGGGCCGAACAGGAAUGACUUAUGCGCUAUCUGGAAAGACAUUUCGGCCACAGGGGGGUUUUAUCGACAUUCUCUUAAUGUAGACACGCCCUUUUUCUGUUCAGCGUCAUAAAGAGAUUCGUAUAAACCGUUAUUGUGCAGAAGCUGUCACUCAGAGUCAAAGAUGCGCAAGUCUAGUGAAGAAAUUAUCAGCAAAAUUCUGUUAUGCCAUCAAGGUAGGAGUCACGUCAAUUGAUUUACUGUCUCCCAGAGGAAGCGUACGUGGCUUUGAAAUAUCCUGUUUGCCAUUAUAACAGUCGUUCCAGGAAAUGGAAAUUUACUAAUUCGGGUCUGUCCUAUCGAAGUCUAGGUCGCCAGCCCAGGCAUGGGAAGGAGAGAGUGCGUCAGAUGCCAUGUAAGUAUGCUGCUGUGGGGCACACGGUGAAUAUAGUCGGAAACGGCAUUCAAACUGCCUAAGAUCAGGUCAUAUUUAGCGAAGAGAGCUCUGGAGGCGGGGCGAAAUAGGAAGCACAACUGACCAUCAAAGUGGAACUGGGCUCCGAAGAGCAGAAGAAGUUAGAAAUGCCAAUCAGCGGCGUCGAAAUAAAUUGCUUAUUGAUUAUCCGAAAGCAGGUGGAACCUAGUGAUGCAAAGAAAUUCAUGCAGCAGUAUGCGCCGAAAUUGGAGUGCUAGUGACGGUAUCGUGAGUAGACCUACGUAGUCAUUGUUGCGAAACCUGCAUGCUUGUUUUUAGUUGAAUAGGCAUGCUUUAGCAAAACUAGAACAGCUAGUAUUAGGGUUAAGGUCCGUUUAUUUUGGAUACAGGAUGUUUAUGCUAGGGUAAAGGGUAUUGCUUGAGUUUAAAGGCCUGGAUUAGGGUUAAUGCUUCAAGGUUAGGUUUCGCGCUCUAGGGUUACAAAAAGGGUGGAAACUAGGGAUUAAAGGUUACAUUUAAGCAUAAGGGUUGGCUUGCGAAGACACACCUAGUGGGUCCUAUGCUGACUACUUAGUCACAAACGCCGGGAGAUUGAUCACGGUCAGCCCAAGAGCGCACGCAUAAUGGGUCCGGUGUCGACUAGUAACUUGCAUAUACUGCAUUUGCGAAUAAUUUUUACCCUGUCUUUCCUUAAUUAUUACUUUUCUGUAUGUUGCUUUUUAUACGUUCGCUUUCUAGUAUUUCUUAUCAGGUGCGUUUUUCCACUCAUCGGUCUUUUGGUUGCAUAUAAUUUGAUAUCGGUUUACGGGUUGUCGGUCAUUGAGAUAAUCCGCGAAUUCCGUAUUUUAUUAAUUUUUUUAAAUAACGCGCUAGACUUUUCACUGUCCGUUGUUGUGCAUAAAUAGCAUUGACGUAACUGCAAUUUUCGGCAUUUUUCUUCGUGGAGUGUGCUGUCCACCACUUCUCAUAAAAUCACUUUUACCGCCAUUGUUUCAUGUCAGGCCGCCCGGUCUCAUAUACGGUAGCGUUAUCAGUAGCAGCCACUCCUCAAUAGCAUAACAUGUAGGUUUUAAGUGAACUUUGGCAUUUUCUGUAGAAGUUCCUCGGAAAAACAUUUAUAAUGUGGAGGGAUGCCCAUCCCAAAAUAAGGGCGACCGCAUGCAGGAACCCACUCGAGGUUUUACGGAUCUUAUCAUACAAAUGUGUUUUUGCGGUUGUAGAUAGAUAUCUCAUGAGCUAAAGUAGGAAGGCGGUCGGCCGAGCAAAGUGGUUGGAGCCCUCGAGGAGGGAAUAUCGGCAUAGGCAAGCGAGACUGGGAUGAUAGUUUCCGUUUUGUUAGCUCUCAUCUAUCAGCCUCUGGCUCGAGGUCACCUGCGGUUCGAAGCCGGGUUCUUUCGGUUAUUGGGUGUCAGUGAUCCCGACGAUCUAAUCAGCGACCCCAGGCUUCUUUUCCGGCCGAUUGUGGUCAAACCUGUUAACCAUGAUAAAUGGAUGUUCACCGAUCAAGUUACCAAGAUGCAUUUAAAUCCAGAGUCCUUGCAGACAGUCGCAUAUCGAUUAGUAGCAUAUACAACGCUCGACGACUAAGACCGUGGGUUGGAGGCCAUCCAGAUCGUCUUGUCUUUGUUGGCACUACUUAAAUAAUCUCUAUGAAACUGCUUGCGCAACUUCAUACGCCAAUACUGACACAUCAACAAUUGGAAGAGAUGAAUAUAUCUAGCGCUCCCAUACGUGAUAAAUAAAACCGAAUUUGUUGAAUGACAGGAAGAAACAGCAAAUAGAAGUAGCACACAAACCGGCAGCUUCCUUAUGCACAACCAAUCGGGUAGAAAAAGUUUGGUCUGCAAGAUCCGAUGCGUCAUAUGUGAUGCCGUUUAUCAUGGGAAAACUUGGAAAUCCUUCCGAACUCAAACUCAUCAGUGAGUGCUGAGGAGACGAAUCAAUCGAUCCUUGGUGGUCAUCUAACCAACAGGUCUUGUGCUCAAGCCUCAAGUAUCACACACCCCGGGGUCGGGCAUGGCAAACUGACGACGGCUGAUACGCCGGAAAUGGCUAUACCCAUCUCCCUUGAUUUUCUCUCUAUACAUGGGGCUGCUGGUUAGGCUCGAAAAGGACCCUUAGGCACAAUGGGACGAGUGAGUUCUGUAACGUGAUCGGUAAACGCCACCUACCACUAUGUAUAUGUAUAUAUAUAUAUAUAUUUCGAAAAAUUAUUUCUUCGGAAUUUUGAGGAAUUUUAAUUUCGACGUUGGUCCCCCAGGUUGUCAGACGCAUAAAAAGAGUGACAAAGGGUUAAAACCUAAGCGUGCCUGAAAAGGUCGAUUUGUCUAUGUCUGUGCUGCCAAUAGAUCGAUGCAUUGGGCUGGCAUCGCGUUUCCAUCACCUUUUUGCUCUUUUCUUUGAUAUCUGCGUACAUGGCAUCCAGAUCGACGCGCCGACAGAUUCAUGGAUCGUCAGAGUGGAUCCUCUCCAGCAGUUCUUGGCAUUCCUUUUAUAGGAAGGAACCGACAAUAUGCGUCUUAUCCCUAACAAGUUUGUGCCGACAAAGACAAGGGAGAUUGGAAUGGCCAUUUCUAGCUUAUUGGCGGCUGUCAACCGUUAUAUAUGUAUGGGUAAAGGGAUGUUCACAGAUCGUGUUACAUAACUCACUCGUCCCGUUGUGCCUUAGGGCUUCCUCUCGAGCCCAACCAGCAGAUGCACAGCGGCGCAUGAUAAAUUGUAUAUUCCCGAUCGAAAACCGACAGGGCAACGGGCUCGUGGCUCAGUGGUUAGAGGCGCGGAAUUCUUACAAACAGGUCGCGAGUUCGAGCCUCGGGUGUGCCACACUUUGCGGUUGGGUAUGACUGGCUGACGACGACUUAUAAGCCAGAAAUGACCAUUCCAGUCUCCCUUGUCUUUGUCGGUAAUAUUAUUCUGCAUAUAUAUGCAUAUAAUGGUAGGGGGCGCUCACCGAUCGUUCAUACGGAACUCACUCGUUCCGUGGUGCCUUAAGGGCUCUCUCUCGGUCCCAACAAGCAGCCGCACAGCGGCGCAUGGUAUAUAGACACAAUGCUAUUACCGACAAAGACAAGGGAGACUGGAAUGUCCAUUUCUGGCUUAUUAGCCGUCGUCAGCCAACCAUACCCAAGCCCGAAGUGUGGAACACCCGAGCCUCAGCCUCGCAACCUGUUGGUUUAGAAGUCCACGUCUCUACCCACCGGGCCACGAGCUCGUUGCCUUGUCGGUUUUCGAUCAGGAAUAUACAAUGUUUGGGGGCGCUCACCGAUCGUUCAUACGGAACUCACUCGUUCCGUUGUGCCUUAAGGACUCUCUCUCGAGCCGACAAGGCAACGGGCUCGUGGCCUGUUCGUGACCUUUGCCACGCAUACGGACCUUAUUGGCUUCGUGAAGCCAAUAGAUCAGUGUGCGCCCACUCCUUCUUAAUUAAUUACUCGAUCCACAGAGACAGAGAAUGACAGGUAGCGAGGCACUGAUGAACUUCCCUUCGAUGAAGUGCUUAUGAAUCACCUGGUUGACCCAAGUGGUGGACCAACUGCGCCAGGUGCGUCUGUGCGUCUGUGCGCAUGUUCGUUUUUCAGGACCCAGCUGCUCGUCAGGGUUAGAAUUGCUUAAAUGAAGGCAAAAUAAGCCCGAAACAGUACUGUAUAAAUCUACCCGCAUUCUCUGUCGUCUAGCCCUGCUGCUAUGUGUAUAUAUAUGGUAAGGUUGUGUCAACCCUUCUCACAUACAUAUACUCUCUUUCUGCAAUCUCCGUGGCCUCAAAUAUUCUUCCAUUCCAAUUCAGUCUCUUCCUCAUUCAUUCCAUUUGGUACCGAAUUAGUGUGACUGAUUAAACUAUAUGAGUACCCUUCGAUUGAUCUAAUAAACAGCCGCUUUUUCGGUACUGAAUACCUACUAGCUCAUGCCUGUAUUUAUAUACACAUAUACAUAUAAUUUAAGACAUUAAUUAUAAUCAUGCUAUUUAAGAUGAGAUUAGAAGUCUGAUUGCUGCACCUUUUUCGCUGCAUUAAGGUGUAAACACGGGUGUCUACCACACCAUUAGCACACUGUUGAGUGUUAUUCUACUCGUCCACUACCCGGUAAGUAGCAUAAAUUGUCCCAUUUUUUGUCCGAAGAAAGACUUUUGCAAUAGCGAACCUUUGUUUUUCCCGUGUAAAAUUGGUAUGUCUCCUAAUACACUCGUGUCCACCGUCAGACUUAUCCAAAAGCCUGGAAAACGCGGUGCGGUUGCUGUAGGCAACGACUGCGAAUGUAUCGCUCCACGCACAAAAACUCCUAAAUAGUCAUUUGACCAGGACAUCGAAACCCGAAUGACAGUGUAAGCAGUCCGAAGUCGACAACACGGCCAGAGUCAAAUGGCUGCUGUCUAUAAAGCACUGAGAACUCAUUUAAAAAUGGAGUUCAGAAACAAAUAGACCUGGCGUUUCGUCUUUUUGCAUUUUUACCGCAUUAUUUACUUUAAACAAGGACAUUUACUGGUUUAAAUUUAUUUGGAAAACCUUAUAAGACUGACAGGCGUAAACAUCGAUGGGAAUUUAAGUCUGCUUAUGAACUUCUGUUACGAUGCCGCCUGCGAUAAAGGAGGCAAACAGGAAUCCUUCAGAGUAUACAUAACACGGAUUUUUUGGAAAAAGUGGGAAUUAAAAAAAAAGUUGUUGCUCGUGAAGUUUCUUUUUAGACUUUCCAUAGAGUAGCAAAAGGCUGGUUCUUAUAUAAGUACAAGUGUUAGCUGUUUCCUUACUUCUUUGACGAGCCACUAAUAAACGUUAUCGAAAAAGUGUAUGUUUUUCCUGCGAUACUGGCGGAGCAAAAACACUUGUAUGUGCACCAUUCCUGCUUGCUUGCAAAAAAAUACAUUGAGUGAUCGAUCGCAUGAAAUGUUAACCGAGAUUCCGAAGUGUGUUUUCAAUAAGGAAGGAUUACUUAGUCAGGGUUGCAAUACCGAGUAUCAUUCGGCGUAACUCUCUACUAUUUCAGACUCGCCAAUAUGCUUACCUUUGCAUAUCUUUUACGCCGACUUUCGAAGCGUAAAAGUGCACAUUCGUCAAUUCAUUUGAUGGUCACUCAAAUCACUGCCUCCCGGUUCCAAAAAGCUUAUAAUUAUGAAAGUCACUAAGACCGUGCAAUGUCUAUUUAUACAUCAUCGUACUCGUCCAUUUGUUAAUGCUUCUCGUGAAGCCUACAACAUAGGUCGCAUCCGUCACAAAAUUUUAUGAACUCUGUAUAGUACCUAAAGGAAAAAAUGAUUUUCGCACCGUGGAAAAAAUAUACCUCGUAGACUGAAAUCGCUAAACGCCAGUGGAACUCUUAUCUGGCUCAUAAUUAUUCAGGAAUGGAGAAACGUUUAAAACCUAAGCAUACACUUUCAUUGAGUAAAAAAUGUAAAUCUUAUUUGGUUUGCUGCCAAACGAUGUUGGGUAAGCAUGCUUUUAGCAUUUUUUUUUACAAAAUAUAUUUAAAUUUAUAAGACCAUUUAAAACCAAUGAGAAAGAGGUAUACAAAGUAGUUAUUUUUUUAUCGCAUGCGGCCUUUAUAGCAGGUCGACCAAAAGUGCAUUCACAAGGCCACCAUAUUAGCAAGUCCCAAAAUAUUAUGAGAUUAUGCCGCAUGGUAGUCAACAUUACAACCUCACCUAGGUAAUCCUCCAUAAUCUGAAACUCCUUUUAGAAUUCCGACUCACAUUUUAUGAGAUUGGUCAUUCACUGUAUCUUAGAGGGCUCCCAGGCUCUCCUUAGUAAUCAGCUAAGCCCAUCUGUUUUGGUUUUGUUUUACUUUCUCUAAGGUAAACAAUUAACCAAGCUGAAACCACACAGAGGGGAUAUGUCCUAUAAGUAGCUUUUUUGAUGCAAAAGCAAUUUUACUGACCACCGGUCGAUACCGCAAAAAGUGUGCUGUCAUGUGACGCCAUCCUAGUGUUACAUCCGGCUUGAUGAACUACUGUAAGAAGUUUACAAAUGUAUGUCUGGAAGAUUUCAAUGGGAUUGGACUGUGCUAAUGGGGAAGCCUAUGUAAAAACAGAAGAAAACACCCAAAACGAGCUAUGCACUAAAUGAAACGACGACGUACUUAUAGAGGAAAAAUUCUGGCUCACGGUAUAUUACCAGCCAGCCGCAUUCCUAUCAUCCAAAAAAAUUGCCUGUCAGCCGAAAAAGUCAUACUCUCUGCUGUCUGAGUAGUGGACACGCGCCUUAAUAACAAAAUUUGAGACUACCUGGUGUCACGUGAUCUCGCAAACGCAUUCUGAUUAUAUCCAUGUCUUCAUUUCGUGAAAUUUAAAAAAGGCUUUAGUGAAUCUUUUAAAGCUUCUUCUUAAAUAGCCGCGCCACUCCAUGACAGUCAUUACUAAAGAUUACAUUUCUAAGACAACUGUUACCAUGUUCGGACAAACAUACUUCUAUUAUCUGUUCACAUCUCAGACAGAUAUAAUUUUAAGGCUCUGAUAUAUUUUAAGUUGGGCUAGCAAGUUUAUUGCUUCUUCUUUCCACCUUUAAAUGAAUUUUAAGGCAGUAGAAUACCGCACUCUUCAGGUUAUUUGAUUGCGAGACCUUGUGGGGGUAAUUCGUUGAAAGACAUAUCUCCGCGUACCUGGCUAGAAAAAAAAGAGCGAUGCUGGCACUAACCAAUCAGGUGACGGUGCGACAAUUUGUUUCUGUUACUAAAUUAUUCACAGGGAAACGUUAGCCCACAUUCCUGUCAGAAAAUAACAUGUUCCUCCCUUCAAUCGGCCAAUUAGGAGGCGGUCCCUUAAACUCCAAAUGUGUCUAAUCUCAGUCACCUCAAAGCAAACGGAGUUUCAAGUGACGCCGGCCUCAAGACAUCCCUGUCUGUAUUUUGGCGCGACUGGCUAACGAAAACCAGUUUUGUCUCCAAUGGUAUCUCCUCUAUAUGCAGAGUGUGUUGAAGUGGUUAGGACCAGCAUCUAGGAGGCAAAAGAUGUAUAGAUAUUGUACUACUUUUCCUUUCACAGAUUCAUUCCCUCCGCAAUGAGAGGAUUAACUCUGUCCAGUGCAUAUUUGUCUAACUCUUUCUCAUCAUGUUCACAGAACGAUCAAGUGGCAAUCGGCUGGAUAGGCUUCACUAUGGUGAUUGCCGGUUUGAUCGGCUCAAUCGUUGCUGGUGUAGUGUUGGAACGCACUGGACUCUACCGGUAAACCUAUAGCCGUUUUAUCCUUUAAAGUGGCGCGGAGAAUUAAGUUGAAUUUUUUGGUUCAUUAUCAAAAUGUUCAUGAAAGUCCAAGCUGAAUACUACCAACUUCAGGAAACGUAGCAGCGGCGCAGUCUUCGCAUACCUAAAAGUUUAUAUAUACUACCAAUGACAAACCCUACCAUACAUGGGUUCCGUAAAAUUGUCGUUUCAGACUAGCGACUAUUCCAAAGAGAGAGCGGUUCGCUAACGAAAAGGCAACAUUGUAACGUUUUCCGAUAAGGUGGAGAGUUCUCGGUCGCAAUGCUCGGGCCCCUGUAAGCAAAACUUAUGUAAGACGCCGUCUGACUGUAAAAGUCGCAAGUAGGUUGCUGCGAAACACCAGAUACCCAGUAGGAGGUCGUUUAUAGAUCACCAGGCGUUAACCGCCAGUAAUACCUUAAAACCACCCAUUGCCGAAUCUUGGCUUUGAACUGGUUGACAGUUCGACCGUCGAUUUCGAUGAUGUCCACCGUGUGCCCCACAGCUGCAGCAGCGGUGGGAGGAGGGACGGUGACUAGCGCAGGGGUUUAUAGUGCCAGUAGACUUGCGCUGCAUCUACCUACACUCUCUCCUCCCCCCUCGCCCGAGCACGGUGUCAAGACAGAGUCAAGAAGACCGGAGACAAGGGAGGCCGCAGGUGGAUGGCUCGGACGGCUCCUCGCCUUGGCGCUCCACCACACCCCCUGGUCCACACAACAAAUAACCAGGAUUUCAACCAACACAACCGAGAUUGGAAGCUGGCACGGCCGGAGCCGCACCUAGGCGUGCCGCCAACGCCUGGUUCGGAUCCCACACUGUGAUGGGAGUGCCAUAAAGGCCACAUUAAAAGGGAGCCAUUGCAGCCUGACUCUCAGACCGCCUCCAGUCAAGGAGGAGGUACAAGUUAUCCCGUCAGUUGGCAACCUUCCAAGCCACGUCUUUAAGCCCACCGUGAUAGCUUCAAGCGCGUCAGAUUGCUUAUAGUGAAGAAAGUGCGCUGAGUCGUCGACCUCACUCUCCCUUCCCAUUCCCACACCGCAGCCGCUAGCCGAGCCGGUCAGCAGACUGGAGUGGGAAAUGGGCGCGGUGGCUGGCAUGAUCGACUGACCAUGACUGCGCGCGCCGCGAGCACGACCUGGCCCCCCAUACACACACAAACACCAGGAUUUCACACAAUGGGGGCUGAACGGCGUGCCUCCCACUUGCGUGAGAGGGCCGCGGAAGGUGCUGUUUUAGCCCGUCGCCCAGCCCACCAGUCCGCACAACACACACGCAACGCGACGAACUGCGUGAACCGAGUGCAGGCGUCAACCAGCAACCUUCCUUUCUACGGCGCUUGACGUGUCGGGAUAGUCUCGGACCCAAGUCACCCGUGCAGCCGAAGCCGCAUGGGGACUGGCUACUUACAGUUUAACGGUCGUGACAGAUGAUGUCCUUUAUGUGCUCCACAGCAAGGUUAGAGCAGGCACGGCAACUUACAAACGAUUGACAGACUUGCGCAGCCUCUACCGCACACUGCCCUCCUCACAUUGCUGGACCAGGUUUCAGGGCGCAGUCAAGAAGACCGAAGGCGGGAUGGCAGAGCAGGUGGCGUAAACCUGCACCUAGGCACAGCACCACAAUAAAUACGUGAUUAGAAAUGUAAUCAACAACAGCAAUGGGGGACGGCAGGGUUCCCAAUGUGCGCGACUUGAGUCGGCAACUGAGCCUGGCAUUACCCCCCAAUUGUUGGCACUAGUUUUGGUGCGUAUUCUGAUAACGCCUGCCAGAAUCCGAUGUCGCCGCCGUGUUGGGCCAGCGCAUCUACGCUGUGACAUGUUCUUGGGGCUUGGAAUGGAUAAAAUGGAGCAAAGACCGAUAUAACUCACUGACAACGACAGAGACUGGUACUAGGAUUUUCCAUUUCUCGACAAAUUACUGAUUGCAUUUACACAAUGCUCAGGUUACAAAGUAAAAAAGCAAGCAAUAGUGGAAUCUGACAUUCCAUCGGUACGUGACCCACUCACUAUAGGUUUAUUUGCGUAUAAUAGAUGUCAGGCUGACGUCCUGAAGAUAUUUAGUGGAAAGGCACUUCUGAACUAUUCAGCAGAAAAGGUGGCGAGCGAACGUUGCCUUCGAUACUAUCGAGGAGGAACUUAGAAAAAUCCAGUACAGGUUCAUUGUAAAGAAUCUUGCCGAACGACCCGCAAAACCCAUCACACUGACCACAUACAACUUUCUGCGCCCUUCCGCUCUUGCCGAGUCUGUAUUUAAAAACCUAACUUUUAUCGAUUUUUUUUCACUCACGGUACCCCGUCCUACGUAACUGUAUUGGCCUGAUGAGAAGGUACCAAAAGGAAAGUUCGCUCGCCACUGUCUCUUCUGAAAACGUUUUUCCUCAAAGUCCAUUUCCAAGGAGUAGUUGCAAGUGAACUCCUUAGAAGACGCCUUGACCAAGUUGUCACGGGAACCUUCCCAGCAGCAUGGGUUCGCAUAUCAUUCUCUACUAACCCUAUUUUACGCAGAGAAGGCAAGGAAAGUCUGUCAUCUCAGACCGCCUCAAUGUGCAUCUACUCACUCACCUGCUCCUGUGGAGCAGGUUAUAUUGGUCGUACGAGUCGGCGCCUUUCCAAAAGAAUAAGAGAGCACCUUCCCGCAUGACUGGCAAAGGGUGAAACUAGGAAAAUAGACAGCGUCAUCCUUGCGCAUACAGUGAAUUCAGGGCAUAGUGUUGAUCCCGUUGAAGCAUUUCGUGUGAUUUAUAAGGUCCUCUUGAGCUACCCUAAGCUACUGGGACAGCGCCGGUUAGCAACAGCAGAAGCGGCCGCCAUCAGGUUACGAAAACCGAACCCAUGCGCUUAGAAGAACCUCGUUCAGGCUCCGCGCUUACUGCGGUCAACGGUUUACUAACCACAUGCAACUUUCUGCGCCCUUCCGCUCUUGCCUAGCCUGUAUUUAAAAAACCACAUUUUACUGAUUUUUUUUCACUCACUGUACCCCGUCACAUAUAAAUAUACUGGCUUGACAAGAAGUUAUCGAAAGCAACCUUCACUCGUCACCUUUUCUUCUGAAUAUAGCUAUGAGGAUUUCCACAACUUUAAAAUGUCAUUUCCUUGUUACACCGCGAGAAAAAUUAUGCCUGAAGAAAAUGAACUAGGUCUCAGAUUAUGUGCGUUACAUGCAUUGGUUGUUAAAGGGUUGAACUAAUAUGAUGCGUACUCAGGGAAAUAGUCUCGGUUGACGAGACAGUGCCUGAUUGAGACGAAAUCUGCCAAGCUAGAUAGAACAGCAUUUCACGCAUGUUUGGCAUGCAAAGUGCAUGAUGCAAUUAGAUCGUGAGGUGCCUCCGCUGAGUCAACCAGAUCAUCGAACAAAGUAGCAUUUGUAUCAGGUGGAAAUUAAUUAUUUCUGCUGUCCCAAUGAUUUAUUCCCUCUUUGAGAAAUUGAACUUGCUGUGAAGGCGUAAGGGCGUUAAUAAUUACGUAUCCUGACGUUGAUGUGUAGAAGCUGUACGAAUGCCAGCGCGCCUCUGGCACUGUCUGGGUGUUACGCAACGCACUUAAAAACUUGCGCAGGACUUACCCGUGUUAGAGUCCGCCCGUGCUGGGUGCUGUAGCACUCUAAAAGUGCACUCUUUGCUGACUCCUCAUGACUCAACAGUCUGUCACGCCUGUCAAGUGAUUGGCAAACACAUCCUUCACUGAAACAGUUCAAGUUCGCAGUCUCUUGAGAUUCAGCCUCACUCAAUGGUGCUAGCACGUUUUGUCUGCUGGUUUUGAUCCACUCGCGAAUACUCCAGCAGUGAGGAGGAGGAGGAGGGGGAGGAUUUGAGGGGGAGGGGGAGGAGGGGGAGGAGGAGGAGGAGGAGGAGGAGGAGGAGGAGUGAAAUCAACUCGCUGCACUUGGUUACACCUUCACGUCCGACGAUGGCGGAGGUUGCGUGGGAACCGGCAGCUGCGCGAAUCCUUAGUUGCUUGACCUGCAGUCAAAGCGUGGCGUAGUGACCUCGGCAUAGAACACACACUGACAAAAAAUUAGUCAGACAUUGCGCUCGUGGAUGAACCUGUCAGACACAAUUCGGCAUCCCAUGUGGUUGCCUGUGCGUGAUGCCUAUCACCCAUAGGAAACCCGUUUGCUUUGGGAUCGGUCUACGUCCUUUCCUGGGUGACUUAAUACCCGAUUUGCAGUGACAGAGAAUGGCAGGUGACAAGGUGCUGGUAAACAUCGGUUUAGUGAAAUGGUUAUGAUCCGUCUGCUAGGACCCGGUAGUGGACCAGCUACGUCAGGGGUGUGAGCGCAUGUUCGUGUUUCCGGUCCCAGCUGGUGUUCGGGGUUUAGAUUGUCUAAAUGGAGGCAAUCAAUCCCCAAACAGUUUUAAUCUAUCUACCCCCCACACUCUGCCGUCUCUCCUCAGCCAUCUAUACAGUGGGUGUGCUAACUCAUGAAAUGUCAAUCGAAAUUCCGAAACGCGUUAACGUUUUGAUAAGACUAAUUAAGUAGGGUAAUAGAACUUAUGAUUUUACAGCAUAAUUCUAUAACAAUUCACUUACCUUAGGAUGCCGGCUUUUGAAAAAACGUCUCUUUGGCUGCAUGCAAGACCUAUACUCUGUAAAAAAACGACUACUUAUGUAACAUGCAUUUUCUCAUCGAUUUUUGAUGCCUUCAACAAGUCAAUUAUAAUUCAUGAAAAUCACGCACAAAAAUAUGCAUUCUGUUGUUCAUUUGGUAGAGCAUUACGCCUUUUUUCAAAGUUUAUAUUUGAGGUCAUGGCAUGAUUUGGUUUUCAGAAACUUUUCCAAUUCCCAGAUAAUUUUGAACUCGACCUGCCGUUACACUGGCAUUCAGGGUUUCCAACCUAUAUGCUAUAUAUUUUCUGAGUAAGGAAAACCAUACAUUCUACUACGGCAUUAUGAGGAAACCAUAUGAGGUUCAUAAAAUUAAACAGUGCAUUUGAUUUAUACUGCUAACUUUACAAGCCAUAUUGGUAAAGGCAGAGACAUGAGGUUUUAUGAAUGGCCAUCUCAGAGUUUUAAAAAAUCUCACAAUUAGAAACAUUUUUAAAACCGAUUUUUACACUUUCUCCGAGUACAAAAUUGAAAGAAGACGUAAUUUCCGACGGAAUGGGCGGGCUAAAGAAUAUUUUUAUGCACGUUUUCCAAGAAAUGUAAUUGAAAUUUUAAGGGAAUCGAAAAACGAUGAGAAAAAUGGAUGCUACCUAAAUAGUCAUUUUUUGCAGAAUAAAGGUCUUGCAUGUGGCCAAAAAGCAGCUUUUUCGAAAGAUGACAUCCUGCGAUAACUUAAUUUUCAUAGAAUUUUGCUGUGUAAUUAUAAGUUCUUCUACCCUACUUAAGUAAUGUUUUCAAACGAAAACGCGUUUCGAAAUUUAGAUUGACAUUUCGUGAGUUAGCCCACCUACUGUAAAUAUAUACAUAUGUUCUGGAAAAUGAGCACCCCAAGAAACAUACUCCGAAAAAAAUGAGUUCUUUGGGAAAUUGAACAAACUUUAUUUCGUAAAAGUUCCACCCUGGUUCCCCAGGUCGCCGUCAGACAUGUAGCAAAUGUGAAAAAGUAGCUAAAAUUUAAACCUGCCCGAACAUUCGAUAUUUCUUCGUCGGUGCUGUGGGCUGACGUCAGGUUUUGACUGGCGAUCACUUAUCCCAAGUCGCCAUGCAUACUCUUGAAACUGAGCACAAAUUUUCUUGGGACAAAACACGCAUUGUCGCUUCUUGCCCACGUAAGAAAGACCGAGAAUUCCUAGAGGUCAUUCACUCUGAUGAUUCAUGCAUCAACCGACGCAUCGAUCUUGAUGUCAUGUACACAAAUCUCAAAGAGAAAUGGAAAACGUGAACGCCAAUCCCUGAAUAAUUAUUCAAGAUAUUUUGUACGACAGGGUAUAAAACAAUAAGAAUUAUAAGAAAAGUAAAUAUGUAGUUCACAUCACGCACCCAAAGCGAAUACUUGGCGAAUUAUUCCGUGCAUUGCAAACGCAUGUCUAAACGUUGAAGAACACUUGAGAAAAUACAAGAUGCGCGCGAACUGACGACUACAUCACACAUUCAUUUCGUACACCCUAAGGACAGGGUUAGGUAUCUUGAUAAGAAGGAUGUCGUUUACAAGUUCCAUUGCGGUGUCUGCCAUGCUGUAUAUUGUGGCCAAACGCACAAAAUCCGCCUCCACAGGCAUCAACGAGCAUCAAAUGACAGUUAAGAGGCAAGCAUUCCAUCCCAAGUGGUCACACAUACCCAAUACACCUAACACUGGAACAAACUCCACAUCGUCAAUCCCCUACCCUACCAAAAGUGUUCUUGAGUUCAUCGAAGCCAUGCACUCAGAUGAGUCAUGCAUGAUGCACAUAUCAGAAUAGAGUUCAUCAGUGUUUCUUCUCCCGAACAGUAUCUGUGGCUGCAAAUCGAGCAUUUCUUCAGGCAGGAAUGGUCGUGCGCCGACUUACUAGCUUCCCGAUGAGAGAUAGCCCUAAAUUGUUAAUUGAGUUGCUCUUAGAUUGCCUGAAGCAUUGUCGAUAUGAAGCCAACAUUUCAUACUGAACGCAUGAACUGACCCAUUUGAUGUGUUGUAAACAGUAUUUCACCCAAACGUAUGUCAGUACAUUCCUAAGUCCUAUGCAGCGGACAAGAUUUGUAAACUUAGUCGCUUUUACAGCACAGAAGGCGUUCCUCUGAUGAUUCAUUUGAUUUUUAUUUUCACUGUCUUUUCAUUUGAAGUUUUUUCGUCUUUCUCCAAACGGAGUGUCCCUGGUGUACCAGGGUAGUAGACCCGUCGUUAGUUAUUGUAUAUAAUAUACUUGCUUUAAACUAAAGUGCGUAACAUAGCGGGUGGGUGGUGGGAUAAGACGGACAUAGGAAUUCCCGUAAUACAAUUUGCCCGGCUCUGAAUUCCAGGGAAGUUAGAAUUGAGGUUGUGAAUAGGAUUAAGGUUAGGCUAAUAUCAGAAUUGGAGUUAAGACGCAGUCCUGUCAAUUUCAUGUUUCCCGAGUCAAAGAAUCCGAAUAUUUUCUAUCUCAAGGAUACCGUAACAUAUACAGGAUGAAAAUUGGAAUAUCGACUGGCCUCGUGUCAAAGACCAUAAGAUUACCGCGGAUUUUGUAAAUUUACACAGGCCAUCUUACACACGCCGACAAACAUACCCAAUCCAGAAAUAGAAGUUAGAGAAAGCCUGGGCAGAUUUUGCAUGCCAAGGUUCAAAAGGGUCAAAUUCUGACCAAAUGAGACAACCAGCUGUUGCUUCUGCAAAUCCUAAACCUUUUACUACAUUAUGUGGAUCGUAAUAGUCGUCAGAUGCGAUCCGGGUAGGCCAUCAAAACCGCCUGGAAUAAAAAAGCAGACGUGGUCAGCCAAUUGGUUUUCUUUUAUCAGAGGACAUCCAGCCAAGGUAUACAGCAAAGAAAGAACAUAGGCUUAAGUACGCUAAUAAUAUGGUUUUAUCUAUUGCUGACCAGCAGGAGAAGAAUAAAUCUUAAAGUCCUCGGAGUACGUAGGAAGGGUGGCUAAUCUCCAUUGAUGAAUGAAAAGAGAAAUGGUUGCUGUCCAAACUGGAGCACAUGUCCCAACCACGCAGGUCUCGCCUGCGUUACGACCGCCGAUCCAAAUAAUCGUCUUUUUAAAGAAGUCAUGCCCAGCAAAACGUACGUUUCCAGUAAUAUGGUUGUAGAUUAGCAAAAGUUCAACAGCCAAUAAAAGUCAGUAUUGGAACGAGGGUUCAGGAACGUUCAAAGGUCAGGGGUCAGAGUCCAGUUAAGUCGCAGGCUUGAAGAGGCGGGAGGUGUCUAGAAAUUAGCUCUUCGGUGCGACAUUUUAAAACACUUCUUUUAGGACACAUACGCAACGCAGACUGGAUGUAGGUGACAGAUAGAAUUUCGUGAAGCGCCUUUCAUUUGCUUAUUUCCUUAUGAUUUUGAAGUAACUUAAAUCCGCCUUUGCUUGCCUUGUCCUUUCCUUAUCCGCGUGGUUCUCUCUGCGCAAACCAAGGCGCGUGCUGAUCAUCUUCUACGUACUGAGUGUGGUUAGUUUUGGCUUCUACAUCGGCAGCAUCUACACCUACCAAAUCGGCGUCAUCUUCUUUGCCAUGUUCCUGCUCGGGUAGGUCCACUAGCACUAAUAUCUAUCCUGUAUAUAUACAUAUAUGUGGUAGAUCAGAGGUGGUAUGCAUUCCGAGUUGAUAUAAUGAAAAAACAGGAGAGGUUCUUCGGAAAAGUUGAGUUGUACUCGUGAAUUUUCGAGCUGGUGACACCAACACGUUGUCAGACGAAAUGAACAACGAGGGAGAAAGUUGGGUUGCCACACUAGACCAGUUGGUGCCAUAGGACAGAUCGACCACUGACUUGUGAGGGGGUGGGCUUCUGAGGUCAUGUUAGGUCCCUGAGUGAGGGAGGCGGGAAGGGAGAGGAGGCGGAACAACUACGGCACACUGUGCUGGAGGGGAAGGGUGGGUGGUGAAUCAGUUGGACUGCAAGCUUCUGUAUUCGCGGUCGUUGAUGCGUGAUUAGGGCAGGGGACAGUCAGUCGUAAACCAACUGGUCUAACGUGACAACCCAACUUUUUCCCUCGUUUUUCAUUUCGUCUGACGACGGGUUGGUAUCACCAGCUCGAAGAUUCACGAGUACAACUCAAUUUUUCCGAAGAACGUCUCCUAUUUUUUCAUACAAAUGUGUUGGAAAUUCGUUCAACGAUCGGGUUCCGGGACAUGCUUGUGCCGGUACAUUUGGGAAUCGGUCUAGUGCCCUACAGACAUUCAAAGAGCAACUAGUAAUGAAAGCAGAAGCGCGACGGGACGAGACUGUUAGGCAAAAUUACUUCCAGCAAGAGAACUAACCGACAGAUAAACGUACCAUCAGAUGCACCAAUGCCUUAUAUAUAUAUAUGUAGAUCAGAGGUGUUAUGCAUUCCGAGUCGAUAUGAUGAAAACAAAAAGAGGUUCUUCGGAAAAAUCGAGUUGUACUCGUGAAUUUUCGAGCUGGUGACGACGGGUUGGUGUUACCAGCUCGCAAAUUCACGAAUAAAACUCGAUUUUUCCGAAGAACCUCUUCCUGUUUUCUUCAUAUCUCUAUACGAUUUUGCAUCGACAAGUUAUUUUCAGCGAGGGUCGUAAAUUUGAGCUCAAAACUUAGAAAAAAUCUUUCUUACUCAGUCCACGAAUCAUGGUGACUCAAUUGACACUACUUAUGUACCCACUCAAUGUCGACAAGCCGGAAGUCCAUGGUAUGAGUGGCGUGACGUUUGAUUUUUAAGCCAAUAGGUAGUGUAGAGUCUACCCAUAGGUGCUUCCAGUUCCAAAUUUAGGUAUGACUGAUUGAUGACGACAAACACACCCGAAGAGAUCGUUCUGGAUCGAAAUACCGAGAGGCACACAGGCUGAUACAAGCGAAAUAUACGAAUUUCAUUUUCUAAACGCCAACUUGAAGAAUGAUCACUCGGGUGAGUGCGCAGAGUUAGAACAUUUGUGCUCGAGUUGCUGACCGUGACGCUUUCCCCGUUUUCCGCGUUCUGCUACUCAAAUCUCCGCAUUCAGAGACGUGGCCAGCAAACGGUUAAUACCAUCGGACUGUAUAAGUGUACGAGUUAUAACGUUUAACAGUUUUUUAUGGGCAUUUUUUUCCCAAAUGCAUUUGACCUCCUUGCUCUUUAUAGCCACCUGAACUGUGGUUCUUGGGGGUGAGAAAUCCGACUACGUUAAAGGCAGUCUUAAGACCUGACUCCAUCGACUUUGGCACUGCUAUGUUUCUAGGUUCUUUAGACCUUUCUGUUAUUUGUAGUUAAUGCCUAUUAGUUUUCCUCCAACCGAUUUGAUUCAUUUGAAAAGAAAAUAGCGUUGUUAAGCCGAGUUGGGCGUAGAAGAGAAUUGAUCAAUUUGGUAGGCGGAUGGUGCAGAUGAGGAAAGAUCAGGACGCCUCUACUUCGUCCUACAACAGGUUUAGACCAACGAACUUCAGUCUCAAUGACGUAUGAAUAUUAGCGCUCGCAGUCGAUUAAAUUCUAAAAUGAUCGCAUUGACUCAGGGUGAAAUCUAAGAAAAGAGAUUGAACCGUGGCUGCCCGAUGGUGUUCCACCCUCGCCCAACCUUCUCAGCGGCGUCUCUUUAUUCAUAAAGAACUGCCCGCUAGCAAAUGUCAAUUUUGAAAGCCUGAAAUCCACGUAGAGGCACGGUGUCAACAACUAACGAGGCUAAAAGGUGGCCGUCGUGAAGGCCGUAUGAAUUCCCUCCUUCCCCCAGAGCAGCAAAUAAAAUGUCAGUGUCCUAUCCUCCGAAAUUUUGACUCCCUUUUUUGCAAAUAUCCACGAGCUAGGGCGAUGCGACACAAAACGUUGACUUCGAAACGUUUCAGGUUUCCGACUGCAGAUAACACUCAAAGUUCUGGUAAUAUGUUAAGCGAAAAGCCGAGUAGGCGGCACUCUUCUACACCUCGCGGCCUACCUAACCCAAAGAAAAUAGCGUUACUCAUUAAAUGGCAAAGCCAGAACAACACACGACGAGUGCUUACUCUGUCCGUCGGCAGCUUUGUAGGGCGACCUUUCACUCAAAUCUUUGUUUAUAUUUCUAUCGUUGUAACAAACCACUACUUCCAGAUACGAGGUCUGCGCGGAACCAUUAGAAAGCAGCUUUCCCCUAACGUCACUCAAUCAGACAUUCCAUUUUGACUUAUUACGACAUAAAGCUUUUAAAAAUCAGACAUGAAGCUACUAGUUACACUUCACAGUCAUGAAGCAGUCAACUCCAAUGGUACUGUCUGUUUCGGAUUUCUAGUAUUGGGCUUCCGUGGGACUAGCGAACAUCUCAUUCUUCUAAUUUCUACUGAUGCCGACUGACGCACCGCUGAUAAACUCAUCUGACGCCAGAAGUUAUCACAACCAACUUACGUCUGUGCAAUAUAUUUGCUGGAAAUGGAAGUCAGAUAUCCCAGCGUGCACAAGCCUGAUCGUUGCAAAGCCUGAAUGUCAGAAUAUUGGUGCGGCACGUCUGAUAAGCCAGAUUUCGGAAAAUGACUAAUUAGACAGGACGCUAAAGGCGCCAUUGGGGCGUUCUUUUGUGCUUUUUUGCUGUGUUCUCAAGCAUGCAGUCUAAAACAUGUAUUGUCAGCUGCACAAGACCUUACCGUCGUAGUUAAGCCUUCUGUAUCUGCACUUCUUCCAGCUUUUUCCAAUCCGGAUUUCUGCCCUUGGGCUUCGAAUAUGCCGCCGAAAUAACAUACCCCGCCAAUGAGGGACUUUCCUCCGGAAUACUCAAUAUGACGGCUCAUGUAUGUCUUGUCUGUGGUUUUUUGAAAGUUCUUAAAGGCCAAUUGCGCUGAUUGUAAAUCUCUUUCGAACGGCACACGUACUCGUAUUCUUUGACAACUGUUUUAAUUAGUAUCGCACCAUACUCCAUGGUGAGCUCACUUUUCGUAGAGGACAUGACUCUUCUCGGAAAGAAUUGAGUGGUAAGUUGACCAGAGUUUGCGGCUGCUUACGUUCAGUCAAAAGGUUUUAGGCAAAACAGCCGAUGGAAAAUACGACCACAAGGUAUGUGGGCUUAAAUAGGCUUUGUAGCCCUCGAUACCUGAGUUCCGUAACACGAUCGGUGAGCGCCCUUCCACCAAUGUUAUUGCAUUGUCGUCACAACGGCAUAACAUCGCGCAACUCUGGUCAAGUAAUCUGCGUCUUAGUUAUUUUAAGAAACAGAUUGUGUUAUACACACAGCUUCUACACCCUAGAUACAUGGGUUGGCUACCUCGAAAGAAAAGUCGUUGUUAUCAAAAUCUCAUGUUCCAAUUGUGAUGCCUUUUAUUGGGGCCAAGCUGCGAAAUCUGUCUCAACCCGUAUACAUGAGCAUCAGUUAGCGGUUUAGAGACAAGAUCAUCUAUCUCAAGUGGCUAUGUACACACUGGACACCGGACACCAAUUUGCAUGGGAGAACACUCGCAUCGUGGACGCCUGCCCAGUAAGUCAAGGCCUAAAAUUCCUUGAGAUAAUCCACUCCGACGAUGCGUGCAUCAACUGACAUAUCGAUCUAGAUGCCACAUACAACAUCGUCAAGGGUAGAUUUAAAUCGUCUCAACCAAUCCCGAGAAGAUGAUUUUAAUCAAUCAUAGGAUUCUUUGACAGACUCGGCUUAGAGGUUAAUUGUUUUUGCACGCCCGUUUUCUGAAGACGAAACAAAUUUAUACAAUAAAGUUGACUCUCUCCCAUGGAAUCCCAUCUUCCCACCUAUAUCUCUUACGAUGCCUGUUUUUUAAUCUAUAUACAUAUGUAUUAGAAGAUGGGUAUCCCAAGAAGUUUAACUAGGGAAUAAGAAGUCCUUCGGAAAAUGCAACAAACUUUAUUCCGUAAAUAUUUGGCACUGGUUCCCCAGGUCGUCUUCGGACAUGUGGCAAAUAUGCAACACAGUUUACACUUCUCAAAGUGCGAUGAAAUCGACUCGUGGAAGUGCUCUCGGCGUUCCGGCUCCAAAGCGGCAGUUUGCACAUUUAAAGUUCCAUUUUUUCAGUCCUGAAGUACUGGCGAACGAAUGCCCACAGACGUCAUCAGGAAAGAUUAAUAAGGACCCUAUCUUAGGACCUAAAUUGCAGCGAAGAUUGCUAUACUUUAAGGACCUCUGGUCUUAUAAGUAGAUCCAAUCGAGCCUUGUACGCAAAGCAUUCUAAGUUUCCAUCGACGAAAUGCAUGAAACGAACGAAUUUACUUUGGACAUGUCCAUUAGUUUAUGAUCCUCAAUUCCACGGUCGACAACUCUGACUAAAGUUACGAGGCUUAACUGACGAUUGCUAUGGAGAGUUUUCCGCGAAACUAAGUCUACCAUCUUACUGGGUUUGAAUUUGAAUUUACUGGUAUGAACAACAGGCGUCUGAGAUGUGGUUCUUUGGGGGGUCGUGCCUAAAAGCUACUGCAGUUGGCUUGAAAAACUACAUAUCGCCAAGGUGAGUGCAUGCUUACUCGCUGCAUUUUGCCAUGAGUGGUUGAACGGUUCUCUUUGUGAGUAGUUUGAUUGUCGGAGUAUCAUUUCUGGACCACCUGCAUUCGUUACUUGUUGUUGCUGUGGUGGCAAUGACCUCCGGUUUUGAAACAUGCCGCGGGGCUAUUUAGUGAUGAUGCGUCCGGUUAAAAAUUGUAUUUUCUCUAAGAGUUGUCUUUGGAUUUCCGACAAGACCUGUUGUGCGACUAACCCGAGGACUGGGGCGAAAGCGAGAGCCUUUUAAUUUAUCUACAGACGUCGAUUUGGAACACAAAUAGACUUCGCUGGUAGAGUGUUGAGACUCAUAUAAAAUGAAGAACGAGUCUUUUUAGCUUUCCUUCUAGCUUGGGCUGCCAAAGCAUGUUUUGUCUGACAUUAAUUUGUGCAACGAUUAUCCCAUCCCCUGGAAGCGUAUGCACCGCGAAAUAAUGCCCUUAACUAAAAAAGGUUUCGUUAAGAAGCUUACUGAUUUUAUCAUGGCCUUCCGCGCGCUCUUAGCGCACUGUCUUCGUUGCGACAAACUCACCUUUGAAUCACCGUAGUUCACAUUUAUGGAGGCCAAAAAACGUUCUCAUAAAGAGGCCAUUGAAACUCGUACGCCAUGUAACCCCUCUUAACAACCGUGAUGUACAAAUCGAUGUCAACCUACAGUGCGUGACUGAUCUCAUGAAAUGUUGGCCAAAAUUCUGGAAUGCGUUUCCGAUUACGAAGGAUUACUUAAGUGGGGUUGUUAUAUUGAUUACAAUGCAGAAUAACCCUACAUUUCGCACUUGCCAUGAUGUCGGCUUUUGAAUGCACUUCUUUUGACCUCUUGCAGAAACCACACUCGGUAAAAAUGACUACUUAAGUAGCAUUACUGUUUCCUAUUAUUUUUCGAUGAUCGUAUAAAUUCAAAUAUAUUUUACGGAAAGCAUACACAAAAAAGGCAUUCUUUUCCUUCUUUCGUAGGGAAUCACAUUGUUUUCAUAUUUUAUUCCAUAAGAAAAUGAAUAUUUAAGUUUAAAAAGUUUCUAAUUAUGAGAUUUUGAAGACCGUCCAAUAUCAUGCAUACAAGACCGCACAUGUACGUUUACCAAUGCUCCUCAUGAAAUGUACAAUACAGUCCGGAUACAUUGCAAAAUUUCAUGAAUUUAAUGUAUUAUCUUCUUAAAGGAAUAUAGGAAUAUAUCAUUUUUCUUACGCGAAAAACAUGCACAAUGUACAAAGAAAUUGUUAAACGCGGACACAAUGGCAGAUCAGGCUGAAAAUUAUUCCGGAACUGGGAAUCUUUUUGAAACCCAAAUAUACACUUUCUGCAGGCAUAAAAUAUGAAAACAAUGUGAUUCCCUACCAAAGGAGCAAAAGAAAGCAUAUUUUGUGCGUUGUUUCUGUAAAAUAUAUUUGAAUUUAUAUGACCGUCGAAAAAUAAUAGGAAAAUGAAUGCUACUUAAGUAGCCAUUUUUUACCGAGUGUGGUUUCUGCAUGAGGUCAAAAAGAUGUGCAUUAAAAAGCCGACAUCCUGAUAAGUCCGAAAUGUAGGGUUAUUCUGCAUUGUAAUCCAUAUAACAACCCCACUUAAGUAAUCCUUCGUAAUCGGAAACGCAUUCCAGAAUUUUGGCCAACAUUUCAUGAGAUCGGACACGCACGGUAGAUUAUUUUUCCGUUAUCUAACAGUGCAUCUAGACACUUCUAUGCAAGUUCACCAUCUAAUCAGGUGAUAGCCUAAACCCCCUUUCGGUGCUACUUUUCGCCGGAGUGAGGUGAUCUGGUUUGUCGAGUUUUGAGAGGAAGUUGCAUCAUUCUGGCGCGGUUUCAGCUGCUUUUACGGAAAUUGCUGACUUUCGAAAAUACACGCCCCCUUGUUGUAACCUGCUUUGACCACGUCUAGUCGACCUCUCCCCCGCCCCCACGCGGCCGAUUUUGAAUCCCUUUCUAAUCCUCUUUUAUGAUUUGCACUUUAAUCGGACUGAGAUCGGCUGUUACUUUCCGUGUCCGUAGCAUGGCAGGCACGUUCUGGUACAUAGAGUGCUUGCGUUCGCAACUCGCUACUGGGAAUGAACCCAGAUGCGCCUACAAAGCCUCAUGGCUUGACCUCUCCGACACUGGAACAUGUCAAAUGCAUCCUUUUCCCCACGUCGUCUGACUGACAAAUUACGCAUCAAAUCUGCUGAAGUGUUUUGAACUGGGUUCAAAAUUUGCGACUUUCUUGUCAAGUGUUCUCGCUCUCCCACUACCUUAUUUGUUCUAUCUCUAAAAAGGGUAGCAGUUGUCUCACCGAGACAAGUGCCCGCACAGCGACCGAUAGAUCAACUACGCAACAAAAUUGCGCACAUAAAUAUAACGCAGAACGGCUGCCUAAUGACGCUGUCCGCACUAAAUGCGCGCGGCCUGACCAGGACAAAAACUGGACGAAGGCAGUUCGACGAGAAACACGUGCUUUUCUUGACUGUCCAUUUUGCAGAGCUCCCGUAGUGCUUAAAGGUUUUUUUUCCUAUUUCGUGAGUCCUGACUCCUGGAUGACAUUACCUCCUCUUCCAUCCAGAUUAUCGGCAUAUUCCUCACAAUGGUGUCGACAGUCCUCAUUGAUAAAUACGACGGACUUGCGGCUAACCUCUUCAUGCUCGCCACUAUGGUCGUGGCCGCGAUACCAUCGUGUAAGUCGUUGUGUUACUCCUUGUCCACUCUACAGCUCGAUCGUUGUGACAGAAGAUUUCAUAAAAACGAAAUUCCCUGUUUUCGGCACUUGUAUUUUGCUUCCAAAAAACGGUUGUUCCCGGGCAGGUAGCUAAUGAUCAACAGAGCUUGAAAAGCUUUUAGCUUUGGCGUCGGUGUCCAUGUCUUUACGAAUUUUUAUGAGGUUCUUUAUUUGCCUUGCUUAAUUUCCGAGGAAAUUAAUGCGCGAACUUGGAGUAACUCUUUCGAAACAGGCCGUUUCAGGCACGGUCCGAAAUUUGAUAUGAAUAUUUGAGCUGAAAUCCAUCAGCUACUGCGGAAUAACCGCUUAAUAUUCACAAACCACCAACAGGCAGCCAGUAGUAUAGCAUUGCGCAAUAAUUUACCGUACUUUAUGCUUCUGAAGUACUUUCAACUACUGGAUGAAACUUCCAAGAAGCGAUUUUUUCAAACUAUUUGACCAGUGGCUGACAUGCCCCAGAAAUGCAGCGAUUGUCAAGGGGACAUACCGAGAGGUGGACAGAUACAACCCACUGGAUCGAUUGCAUUUUAUUAUCUAUUGUCCUGAAUGUCACCUUCUGCUGAGAGAGUGGGGAUGUCCUGAAUUCGUGUGCGGUCAGCACCAUAAUGGUGUUCGGAUCAGGUUAGGACAAUGCCAUUCGAGUGAACGUCUCUGGGACUUUCGUAGGCCUCUUCUGGCCGGCCUUUGUUAGCAUACCUUCGCUAUUAUCUCCCUUAUCCGUAAAAGUAGUAACGCAAUAACUGGUAUUCGGGUGGUAGUUCAAUAUGGCGUUUUGUGCGCUUUACGUCUGAAGAAGACUUGAUAUGCUGCUGAGUGAGUGGAGAUGUGCGCGAUCAGAACGAUAAUGACACAAUCACCAAUCGUCUCACUAAUGCAUACCCGCGCAGUCGCGGCCGCGUCUUUCUUCGAUUUGCUAAUGCAACCACAGUUGGCAUUAUUGCUCCACAGCAGGGUGACCGCAGGCACGGUGACUUGCGCGUGGUUUUUUUUAAUGAUAACAGAUUUUUGCAGUACCCAUUAUUCUCCCCUCCUUCCCCCCCCCGAGCCCAUUGUCAAGCCAUAGUCAAGAAGACCGGAGAGGGGGGGAGGGAGGGCACAGGUAACUGACACGGUCGGACCCACACCUAGACCUACCGUCACACAAACUCGCUUACACCUAGCCAGAAAUUUGGCUAACAAUAAGAAAGUUGAUAGGUCGGGAUAUCAUGAGUCGGCAACUGAGCCUCCUCCCACGUCCCGAACAUUGGAAUUCAUUGUGUGCGCCUUUCUAGUGAAACCUGCAGAAUCCCAUGUGGUCUCCGUGCUCAUCCAACGCACCUACUGCUAGGCCUUUCUUGGGGACAUAAGGGUAAGGAUCAGGUGAAGGACCCAAGCAUCUGUGGCGUAUAAAGAAUACCAACCUAACUUGUUUAAGGGAGUUUUAGUCCGAAACGAUUAUUUCGGUUUGGUGUUUCACCGUACAAGGUUGUGUUCUCUGUUCUAGACGGUCUGGUGCACUAUCUACAAUCAUUUUAGCUCAGAGAGCUGAGAAGCGAUUGCUGGGAACACGUUAUGUUUACUUUCGGUUGCUAUACGUCAACGCAUGAAAACAUAUCCGCCCGAAAAACGAAGUUACCAAUUAUCUAUACUUACUUUGCCAUUGCUCUAUGCAUACAUAUGCCCCGGCCGUAAAAACUAUAUUACCACCUUUCAUAUAGAACAGGCGCCUUUGUAUGAUCGUGCGUUUGGUGUCUUUCAUCUGAUCUUUGCCGACAUAAAUGCUCCCCUCACAUGGCGGGUCAUAGACGGCCAAGCGCGCAUUUCGGAUUAGUAAUUGCAUGCUUAAAUGCAUGUGGGACUCGUACCACAAAACGCACACGCCAAUCGAACCCCAAAACUGCUUGAAUUUCUUUCAAUAAGUUCUCGCAUGAUUGCAGUUUUACUUUUGAAGGCUGGAGUACAUAGGAGAAGUCAUAUGGGACAUCGGGCAUCCAUAGGUGAGCCAGAUCCCUCACACACGGGUUUCGGCUGAUGAUUUGGCCCUCAGUUUGCGAACUACCUUAAUGAACAUAAGACUGGUAGUUGGCCGAAGCAGGCAGUAUUCACCUUGAGAGUUUGCAUUAAAAGCGUCCUGCUCUGUAGAUUUAACUCCAAGAUCUAUUGUUCGAAUUCAAGACGCCAAAUUACUCAUCUUUUUGGAGGUCUCUGAGCAUGGUUCUUAGAGUUCAGUGCUGAUACCUUAUGAUUUACGCGAUGAGGUGACAGGACAAUUCGACCGUCAGUGAUGGCGAUUUUCGCACCGAUUGGUUUGUAAUUAUGGUAGACUUGCGCAGCAUCUACGUCACUCACACCUCAAUUACUUGGUCCCGCAAAUAAGACUUAGAUAGAAUGACUGGGGCCGCGCGUGCCACACACGCCUGCUCCGAGCAUGACCGUCCAGGUUUUCACGGAAACUAAAGGGACAACUUGGGCCCCGUCUGAUGUGGAGUGUAAUAAGGGCCACACUAAGGAGCAAUUUCAGUCUGACUCGUCAUCCUGAGAGGACCGAGUUAUUACGUCAGUUGGCACCAUUCCAAGUCACGACGUGCGCAGCAUCUACCUCGCUCUCACCUCACUUGGACCCAGAAAUGAGACUUAGAUAGAAAGAUCGAAUGUGGGACCGGGCAAAGCUAAACGGUCCGCCCACGCUUGCCACACACGCGCAACCGUCCAGGUUUUGACGGAAACGAAAGGGACAAAUACGGUCCUGUCUGAUGUGGAGUGUAAUAAGGGCUACACCAAGGAGCCACUUCGGUGUGACUCGUCAUCUUGAGAGGACUGAGUCAUGUUAUCAUGUCAUGUCUGGCGCGGAAUGAGCAUGCGCCCAGACGUGCCACCAAACUCCUAGCUGGAACAUUAAUUAUGGGUACGCAGCCAAAAUAACGCCUCCCGCGUGGGGAGACGGGACAAUAACCCGUAAGGUGGGGUAACCCCGACUGAUCAGUACUCUUUAUCCAAAUACGGUCUGACAGUCAAGUAUUUUACUUUUACUGACUUAGGAAAUUAAGGGCAGACUCUAAUACGGAAGCAAGACGCAGUGAUUAUGACUAAGGCUGAAUGCAUCAAUCAAGCUCCCGCAAAUGAGAGAUUUUAAUAGGCAAGAGAAGGGGGCAUGUCAGUUACAUCAAACAGCUGCCAAGUGAGUAGGGCUGUCCUCUCUGAGCAUAUGAAAGUGACUGAACAUUCUAAGUUAUCAGGUUAUCCAGGUUCAGUCUGUGGGGAGGGGAAGGGCGGUGGGCACUUUUCGUAUGCUGUUUCGACAGUGGACAUAGCAUGACUGACAAGAUUUUUUAAGGACACAAAAGAGGCUGAUCGACGAACGGUCAACCAUAAUGGUAUGUUGGAAAGUCGAUCCCAAUCAACCUGAACCGCCCACAGGCUAACAUAUCGUUCUCUCCAGGGGAAGUUGCGUUUUCGUUUUGGGUGCAGAAACACACACGCUGAAUACCGUUUAGCCCCUGCGUGUGGGAGAUGUCAGUCGGCCAUAACCCCUGGGCAGAGCACAGCUUUGUGUAGUAACAGAUGGCACAUGGAGACCAGAGAAGACGACUGUGGUAGUAUUCCCCGAGCUCAUUGGUGCGUUUCAAGGGAGCCGCCAAUGCAGCGUUCUUGAACGACCAAUUAAAAGCUUCGAUGUCAACUUUUAGACGAGCUUCUUUCCGCGCGUCUGCAAAAACUCUGUGCCAUGAAUUUUUCUCAUUGAUUUUCUAUGUCUUUAUAUAAUUAAGCAUAUUUUAUAAAAGUCUUGCACAAAAUAUUCGUUCCUUGGCUAGUUUGGAGGGAAAUUAGGUCUUCUUUAUAUUCUAUACUUAAAGGAAGAGUAUGUUUGGUGUUUAAGUUUUAUUCCCGUUCCUGAAUGAUGUGCGACUCGACCUGCGGUUACGCUUACAUCCAGGUUUGCCAAAAUACAAAGUGUGUACUUUCCGUAAAAGAAAAAUCAGGCAUUUUUAUAGGUAAUUAAGAAGAUGCUAUAUGCGGUUCAUAAAUUUUUCUAGGGACUUUGAAUCACACUGUAUACUUUAUAAUCAGCUUCAGUAAAUGUGGCGAUACAGUAUUUUAUGAACGGACAUUUUACGGCCUCAGAAAGUCUCAUAGCAAGAAACUUUUUAAAAACCAGAUGUCAAACUUUAUUGAGGUAUAAAAUGUACAGAAGAUAUAAUAUUCUGCCAAAUGAAUAGGAGGACGAGUACUUUCUGUAGAAGUCUUUGGCACAGUAUAUUUUAAUUGAUUAGGACAUCGAGAACCAUUGAUUAAAAUCUGUUUCCCUAACCGGUCAUUUUUAUGAAGUGUAGUUUAUAAAGACGCUGGUAAGAAGCUCGUCCAACAGUGGACAUUGUGAGGGGACUGACAUGACUUUAGAUUAUGUUCCACGGUAGGUAGUACUAUAACACUACUUAAGUAAUCUUUUCCAGUCGGAAACAUAUUUCAGAAUAUUGGUUAACAUUCUGUGAGACAACGCACAAAUUUUUGGUAGAUAGUGAACCAGUACGUAUUUUUAUCGUCAACUGCUGCGUGUUACAUUCAAGGACUUCCAGGUGGCUUCCGCUUUUUACAGAAAAAUGCAUUCGUUCUCAGAAAAACCACUUACCUACAUCUCGAUAUGUUUGGAAAGGUCAUAAUACUAUUUAAAAGCAUUGUCUAUUACUGUGUAAUUGGAAUUUGCCUAAUUCUAAUUAUCAUUCACCAGGUGCCCUUGUAAUGUCGCGUUUCUCUGAACUGUGCCCCGAUUUUUGUUAACAAGAUUACCUUUUUCAAACGCCUAACCAUUCCACUUUUAUGCUCUUGCAGUCUUCAUGAAAGAUGAUCUAAAACGUCAGCGUGCACAGCGGAAGGUGAGUACUGUAGCUAUUGCCCCUCCGACCUUUUGUGAUUUUUAG